Molecule: messenger RNA, 3265 nt
Organism: Solea senegalensis (Senegalese sole)
Lineage: Eukaryota; Metazoa; Chordata; Actinopteri; Pleuronectiformes; Soleidae
Product: XK-related protein 5-like
Exons: 7
Coding region: 122-2041 (639 amino acids)
Biological process (GO): phosphatidylserine exposure on apoptotic cell surface; apoptotic process involved in development; engulfment of apoptotic cell
Cellular component (GO): plasma membrane
Source: RefSeq, a predicted model, not a curated record
GAAGAAGAAGAAUGGAGCGGAUGUAUGCAGUGUGAAGGAUGCCCAGGAUAACAAUGUCACCACCACCGCCACCGCCGCCGCAGCAGCCGCCGCUCAGCUCUCUCCGCAGUCUGUUCGCCUCAUGAUGAACGCUGCCGGAGCGGUGGCCCGCAGGAUGCCUCCCGCGGCCCGGCGGAGGAGGAGGAGGAGCGGCUGCUGGAUCGCCUGGUGCCAGGCCGUUCUGCUCGGCGUGUCGGCGCUGGUGAUCGUGGCCGAACGCAGUGCUCUGAUCUACUGUGUAGGGUUUUACCUUUGGAACGAGGAGACACAGUGGGCGGGCCUCACUCUCGGCCUCUUUCUCCCGGGGACGGCGGUUCAGCUGCUGAGUAUGAAAUGGUACCACGAUGAUGGAGAUGACAGGCGAUGCUACCUCUCUGUCAUCCACGUACUGCACUUGGGAAUCUUCAAAAGGUUGUGGGACUGUAUGAGAAUGGUGUUGCACAUGCAGGGCUCCGUGGCUCAACUUGGGGCUGCUGUCAUGCUGCAGGCAGAUGUUGCUGCGCUUUGGCUCCUGGAGGCCCUUGUCCUCACACUGCCCCAGACCUUGCUGCAGGCCUACAUUGUGGUGUCCACCGAUGUGGGCUACACGUCACCAGUGGGUUACUGCUGUGGUUUGUGUGUGCUGUCCAUUUCCUGGGCCUUGGUGCUGUACAGCAGAGCCAGUUGUCUGAUCCGACCGGGCCACCUGGCCAUGCCUCCGGCAGCCCUGCUGUGCCAGCUGGUGUGGAGGGCGGGCAUGCUGGGUGCCAGGGUGACUUGUCUCAUGUUCUUUGCCAGGGUCUUUAACUGGUGGGUCUGUGGAGUAAUAGGUUUCCACUGGCUUACUGCCUCCUUCUGGUUGGUAUCGCAGCAGCCAGACAUUUGCACUGGCCCAUGGUGUUGGUGUGCGUUCAAUGGCAUCAUGGGACUUGUCCACGUCUUCCUCUUUCUCAACAUCAAAGAUGGGCCGUCGCGCUACCGGAUGGCCAGCUUUUAUGCAUUCAUGUUUGUAGAGAAUGCUACCCUGUUACUGGCCGCCUCCGACUUCCUCAGUGAAGCAUCGUGGGACAGCAUGACCCUUCCCACCACUGUGCUGUGUAGCUUUCUCCUUGGUUCUACCUCUCUUGUCCUGUACUACCGGUUCCUUCAUCCCAAGUCAACAGAGAUCUCACAGGGUACGAACCACAACCCCAUGGGCAACACAUGCAUAGAACAGGGGGAGUCCUCCUUCUCUCUGGGGGACAAAAGCCUGCCAGCUCCCUCCAUUCCAAACCAUGGCAGCUUCUCCCUCUCUGGUGUGGCUGGUACUUUUCUGGAGCACCCAGGAACAUGUGGAGGGCGGCCGAACAGCUCCUGCCUUUGCUACCACCACCACUGGCUCUUGAUCCGUCUGGCUCUCAAGACAGGAAACCUGGGAAAGAUCCACAGAGCGUAUGGGCCCGGUGGAGCAGCAACCAUACUGGACAUGGAGGAGUACAACCAAGAGUUUAAGAAUAACGAGGGCAUGAUGAUCACAGCAGGAGGCAGCUGUGAAGGCAUCACCAACUCUGAGUCUCAGGGGAAAGGCUUGGCUCCACUUUCGGACUGCAAGGACGAGUUCCAGAGCGUGAGUGAACCCUCAUCUACCGAACAACCCGAAGAAGAAUUUGACAGUCUGGAGAUGGAGAGCACACCAUCAUCAGAUUUCAAACGCAGCUCACCAGAGGGCAAGUCUGUGUAUGGAGACAGUCCAGAGCCAUAUUUCUGCCCCACAGAGUCGAGUUCCACACUGUACUUCAGUGCCGACCCUCAGUCUCCCAGCAUUGCCAGUAACUCCCGAUUGGACAGAGACAUAGGAGGUCUGGAACACGGGGUUUGCCUCAACUCCAUCCCUAGUGAUUCAGCCCUCCACAGAGACGUCCGUGGACUCAUGGGCCGUUUUGGCCAGCGUUGCACUUCUACACCUAAACUUGACUCUGGAGUGCUGGACUCUCUCGAGUGUCCCCCAUCUCACAGGUCCAAGAAGGCAGCUCAUAAUGUCUAGAAGGGACGAGGACGAUAACUUCUAGCUUUCACACGAAUCAGGGAAAGAGUAACUGCAACUUAUCAACAUUAAAGGAGUCCACCAGCUUUUUUUGGGAGGCUGCUUUUUUAUCUCCCGAGUGUUGUAGGUUGAAAAAGCUAUGGAUAUUUCACCUCUAAAUGCUUAUAUACAGUAUUUAAUACACUGUGGGCAUAGUAUAUGCAAAAAAUUGGGAUAAUGCUAAGCUAACCUGCACUCUUCCCAUAUCAUUAAAAGGGGAUGCUGGACAGGCAGUAGUGACACCAUCAGCAGUGUUUUCAUUCAGCAGCUACAAGCUAAAUAAAGAGCUCAUUAGCCUUAAGGGUGGCGUAUGAAUUUCACACACACACCUUCUAUUUAACACGUUUUUCAUUCUUUUUGGCAGCAGUUAGUGACAAGCAGAUGUAUACUGUGCAACAAAAGGAACAUUGGUCACCAGGCUGUAAUAAAACAUUAAGGAAGAAGCCAUGAGUUAAACCAACAAACACAUAUGCAGCUGCUUUACGAUCACCGACCUCUGAUGGGUCUGUAUUACAUACAGAACCUACUGUUACUCAUAUAUAAUAACUGCCAGCAAUUAUGGAGAUAAAGAAGUUACUCUUAAAUCAAAAAGGGGACAGGACUAUUCUGAUCCUUCAAUAUUUACCAUCGCAGAAUUAGUCAGAGCUUUGUUGGCUUUGUAAAAGCACAAGUAUCUUUGGUAUCAUGUGUCUAUUGCUGUGACUUUUUUUUGUUAUUACCAUAAAAGCUUAGAUAAAAAUAGAUUGUAUUUUUUGGUAUAACCAUCUUUACUGCGUUGCUUUGAGCAGGGCUAGUAUGCCAGCCUGGCAAAACUGUGUGUGAUGUUUUAACAUUAUUUACAUGUGGACCAUGUAUUUGCUGAAAUGUCUUUAUUUGAUGAAAUAUUUAACAAAAUGUUGCAGGCAUUAUCUUUGAAUUCAAAUGUUUAUUGUAAAACUUAUGUGUAAAAUUAUGCUUAAGAAACACUAAUAGUGAGUUUUUAUGUGCUCUUUUUUUGCUGUUUCUAAAGAGUGAAUUCAUCUUUGUUCUGUUAAAGGGAUGAAAUGCAAAAAAGCAGUGAAAUGAUUUUGGUUUUUUUCUCUUGUACCUACAUGACUGCCUACAUGACAUUUUCAACUGUGAAGUGCAAGGCCACUGGUGGCUUUAUAAAAGCAAUAAAUAGCCUACAUAUUGGGGUGACUGGAA